UUUUUUUUUCCUUUACCUUUUUUGUCUCACCCUUUUUUUUCCACGGCAACGCACGCACGCAACUGGGGGCAGAGAGGAAGCGCCCAGAAAAUCUAUCACCACCAGCCCAGUCCAAACGUUUGGCCGAGCAACGAGAAAAAGAGCCAAACGCAAGGACGGCGCGCUCUAUCCACCUCCCCCCAUCCUGGCCAUGUCAUAAUUGACUUACAAUACCGCUUUUAAUAGUCAUUCGUUCCAAAUUACUUACAUACAAUACUACGAUACUACGAUACUACAGCUAAUAAUACUAAUUGUCCCGUAAAACCCGCUUUACUCUCGUUUCCCCUUGGCUCCAUCAUUUGAGCCUCGACCUCGACCUUGAUCCCGACCGGGACUCCUGUCAGAUCUAUCAAACCACGACGUAUCCCCGUCGAAUAAACCACGAUCAUCGUUACUACAGAAAUAUUAUCGACUUAAAUAUCCUCGUCUGCAUCCUCCGCUAUUAAACAACCCUAUCUUCCGCCGUCGCUCGCUCGUUCAUCCAUCCCCUUGUAGCCUUCUGACGACUUUGGAGGUCGAGUAGUCGCCUCGUCGUCGUAGACAAGAUGGGUGGCUUUGGGGAUUUUACCGACAUCUGCCACACGGCACCUUUGCCGUUGUGUCCUUCCGUCGGUCCCAUUACCUCCAUCUCGAGCGGCGUCGGCAUCGAAACCGAUUGUUUUGCGCGAAAUAUCGAGUUGGCGAAUACCAUCAUAUUCCAAGGCGCGUCGAGCUUCAUGCACAUUCUUUCCCUCAUCAUGACCGUGGUGAUGAUAUUACAUAUCCGAGGGAAAUUCACUGCUGUUGGUCGCAAGGAGAUUCUAGCAUUCUUUUACUUCUACAUGCUACUAUCGUUCUUCUCCCUCCUCGUCGACGCUGGUGUUGUUCCUCCUGGCUCCGAUCCGUAUCCCUAUUUCGUUGCGAUACAAUCCGGUCUCACAUCAGCGCUGGUUACCUGCUUGUUGAUCAACGGAUUCGUCGGCUUUCAACUUUACGAAGAUGGUACUCCGCUAUCGGUCUGGAUGCUCCGACUCAGCUCGUUUGCGGCUUUCGCAGUCUCUUUCCUUGUAUCGCUAGCUACGUUUAAAUCAUGGGCAGGCAUGGGUCCGGCCAAUACUGUUGGCUUGUUCACGGUGUUAUAUCUUCUUAACGGCGUACAACUCGUCAUCUACGUGGCCUUGCAAAUCUUAUUGGUGGUUCGGACUUUAGAAGAUCGCUGGCCGUUGGGAGAUAUCGCUUUCGGUUUGUUCUUUUUCAUUGUGGGCCAGGUCAUUUUAAAUGCGCUGAGCUCCACGAUUUGCCAAGCGACAAGUCAUUACGUUGACGGCUUGUUCUUUGCGACAAUUUGCAACCUGCUUGCCGUCAUGAUGGUAUACAAGUACUGGGAUUCGAUCACUAAGGAAGAUCUUGAAUUCUCUGUCGGCACGCGGAUGAAUAACUGGGAAGUGAAAGAGCUUCUCCCCGAAGAAGACCGCCGAACAACCGUAUAUAUGGACGAUCCCUAUGGUCAAUCUAGCCCUUACGACCACUCGCCUUCAGGAAAUCGAAUGUCCCGCUAUUAGUUGCCUGGCAUCGCAGAAUCCUCGCAGGAUGAGAAAGAAAGUGAAAAGAGCGACAAAGGGGAAAUGGUCUGCUUCGAGGUGGUCUAGAUUUGACGAGCAAGUUGCAUUUACGAGGCGUCUCAGCUUGGCGGGAGAACUCAUGUGGGUUUCAUUGGAGAUAUAGAUAUUAACCUAUUCAAUAGCAGGUUAUCAUUUGGGCGCCAGCAUCGAUUGCUUUAUUAGGGUCUGCAUGUUCGACAUGGGAGAUGAUUGGGACCAAAUAGCUACGGCGGCGGAUAUUUAUUAAUACCUUAUCUAUGUUGUAUAUAUUAUGUAGCUGAACAUGAACAUGGAGACUGAUCUCGACGAAAUUUCGAGACGUUACUUUU
Molecule: messenger RNA, 1948 nt
Organism: Hypoxylon trugodes
Lineage: Eukaryota; Fungi; Ascomycota; Sordariomycetes; Xylariales; Hypoxylaceae
Product: chitin synthase export chaperone
Exons: 3
Coding region: 585-1580 (331 amino acids)
Biological process (GO): protein folding
Cellular component (GO): endoplasmic reticulum membrane
Source: RefSeq, a predicted model, not a curated record